UAUCUUGUUAGUAUACAAUCGGAUAUUUGUUGAAGAAGUUGACAUUCGUUUUUUGUUAGAAAUAUACAAAUUUUUUAAAUAUUUUUGAAAAUAAUUUGGUGAUAAUAAUACUUAAAGAUGCUGAUUACCUCUUCCAUUAUUUUAGAUUUAGUAUUGAUUCUUCUAGUAGGCAUAUACUUUCUCUUUAGAUAUACGUCUAAAAAGCACAAGUAUUUUGAAAAAAUUAGUGUGUAUACACCAAAGAUUCAACCCAUCUUUGGUCAUUUUCUAGACAUAGUAUUAUUAAGAACAACCUUAGCAGAAUGGCUAAAAUAUUAUUACGAUCGCGUAGAUAAGCCAUUUUUCGGAUUAUACGUUUUCGAUGAUCCGUAUUUUGUAAUUAAGGAUGCUGACAUUGUUAAAACUAUAUUGGUUAAGGAUUUUAAUAGUUUUGUCGAUCGAAAUAUUGCUGCUCCAGAUUUUACCCCGCUUACAAAGAACAUGAUGUUUUUACAAAAAAGUCCGGCUUGGAAAAAUGACAGAGCCAAAAUGACAGUUGUGUUUUCUUCAGGUAAACUGAAAGGAAUGUUUCCAUUAAUCAAAAAAUCUGUACGGGACAUGACCAACUUUUUACAGAAAAACAGGAAAGUUAUGGAGGCAAAAGAACUGGCAGCAAAAUUUAGUACUGACGUCAUAUCUCAAUGUGCUUUUGGGAUUGAUUCUCAUUGUUUCGACGAAAGACCUUCAUUAUUCAGAAAUUAUGGUAGACAAUGCUUCGAGUUUUCUCUAAGGAACGCUUUUGCCCAAACGAUAUAUUUUUUUAAACCAAGUUGGGUUGAACGAAUGAAACUAGAAUUUAUACCGAAAGAUGCAAUGACCUAUUUUGCUGAAGCCUUCACCAAAACGAUGAAAUCUCGUACAAAUAACUCUACUUUCAACGAUUUAAUUGAUAUCCUGAACGACUUAAAAGAGAAAAAAGAGCUAAGUCAAGAAGAUGAUGUCGUGCUUUCUGCUAUAUCAAUACAAUUUUUCCUUGCUGGAUAUGAAACAACUAGCAGCGCAAUUUCUUUUACUCUUUAUGAGUUAGCUAAACACCCACAUAUUCAAGAAAAGUUAAGAGAAGAAAUAAAGUCAGUUUUAAAAAAAUAUGGAGAUAUUACUUAUGAAGCUAUUCAAGAAAUGUCGUUUUUGGAGAUGUGCCUUCUCGAAACAUUAAGAAUGUAUCCGGUGCUUCCAUUUUUGGAAAGGAAAUGCAACUCUGAUUAUACCAUACCAAAUACGAAUGUGGUAAUAGAGAAUGGUACAUGUGUGCUAUUUCCAAUUUAUGGUCUACAAACGGAUGAAUCUAUUUUUCCAAACCCAUUAACUUACACACCAGAAAGGUUUAAGGACAACUAUUAUAACUUACGUGGUUCAUAUUUUCUUCCUUUUGGAGAAGGCCCUCGAGGAUGUAUAGGGGAACGAUUCGGAAAAAUUAGCGCUAAGAUGGCCAUCAUCACGGCUUUAUUAAAUAGUAACGUGACACUUUGUAAGCAGUCACCGAAUCCUGUUCGAUUCGAACCUAAAAGUUUCCUGUUGCAGUCUACUGUUGGUUUACCAUUAAUGUUUAAUCCCAUAUAAUUUAAGCAAUAAACUAAAAAUUAUU
Molecule: messenger RNA, 1624 nt
Organism: Diabrotica virgifera virgifera (western corn rootworm)
Lineage: Eukaryota; Metazoa; Arthropoda; Insecta; Coleoptera; Chrysomelidae
Product: cytochrome P450 6k1-like
Exons: 7
Coding region: 118-1599 (493 amino acids)
Molecular function (GO): heme binding; oxidoreductase activity, acting on paired donors, with incorporation or reduction of molecular oxygen; iron ion binding
Source: RefSeq, a predicted model, not a curated record